CCGCCGCGGAACACCCGCACAGCCCCGGCUGCCCCCGGGCCGGGCCGAGCGCUCGCACGGCCCGCUCCGACCGCCGGGUCCUGUCCUGGGCAGCGGGGCCGAAGCGGGUCAGCUCCGUGCGAUAGCCCAGCACGUGGUGUAGGCCGAUAGGAAGGAAACUGCAGCGGACUGAGCGUUUUGCCAUUUCAGAACAGUGCCCAUGUCUAAGAACUCCCAGCUCACGGUUCUGCUCGAUGGAGGAAACAUUUCUGUGUGUUUGGGCCGCCCGGGGGCUCCUCUGCCAGAAACACGUGUCCCGGGACGCGUUUCCCACGGGGACGCGGUGCCCCAGCCACGGAGCAGUGCUUUGGCAUGUCAGGAAGCGGCAGGAGCUGCACCGCUCCUGCGAGUUGGAAGGUUCAGGUUCCACGAAUAUAUCUUCUUAUGUCCUGAAACAAAACCAAAUUCCAGACCUUCUUUCUGGUGAUGUAAGCUCCACUGUUUUCUUCAUGGCUGAAGGCCAGCUCUGGUUUUGGUCUUUGUUGUGCCACUUUGGUAUUUCCCCCCCAGUAUUGCACCACUGUAAAAUGUAGUUACCCCCCCCGCCCCUCCAUAACCCUCUGUGAUGCUGUGGUGGGUUUUUUAAUGUUUUAAUGUAGAUGGAGAAUGUGUGAGUGUGUUGCUCUUGAUCAACUCUGAGGCUGCAGAAUGAAAUACACACUCCCUGGGGAUCUGAAACCUAAUGUUGUAGUAAUUUAGGGAUAUAAAUGUAUGCUAGUUUGUGUUUUCCAGCACAAGUGCUCUCCCUUCUGUGUAAGUUUCCUGCACACCCUGACAGCCCUCAAUGCUGGAUGCACUGUGCUGUCAGUAAGAUGUAGACAAACAAAGCAGUGUCACUGUUGGAGCAAAAGGUCUUACAAGGGACUUAGAAAAUGUGAACAAGAAGUGGCAGAAGAAAGUGUAUUUCAAGACCUCCUGGAAAUCCUGAGCAGUGCCUCCCGUGCCAUUGAGCAGAGCUGCAGGGACUCCUGUGGGCUGGCAGAGGUGGACACCUGCCUGCUGCUCGUGGCUGAGUGCUUCAGGUGCCUGAGGAAUGCCUGUGUGCAGUGUGCCAGGAACCAGCACCUCCUGAGGAACUUGGGUCUCAUCUCUACAUCUGUCCAUUUGAUCAAAUUGCUUCAUGGAAUGCAAGUCAAAGAAGAAUUGUUAUUGCCUGCUCUUCGUUGUAGUCUCCAGUUUCUUGGAAACAUUGCAGCAGGAAAUGGAGAUUCCCAGAAUAGCCUUUGGAAGUGUGCUUUCCCAGAUCUCUUCUUGACGUGCCUGACGUACAGCGACAGGAAGGUCGUUGCCUAUUGCUGCAUGGUCCUGUUCACCUGCCUGGACCCGGCCAAGGUGGGAGAGCUGCUGCAGCCCGGGAACUUGGCUGUGGCUCUGCACGUCCUGAGAGUCUACAGGGAGCAGCUGGAGUCCGAGUGGUCGUUGCUGAUUGUUACAGACCAUUUGCUGCAGUGUCCCGAGCUGGUAAAAGCCCUCUACGCCAAACUGAGCAAUCAAGAAAGAGUUACUUUGUUGGAGCUGAUGCUGGCCAAGGUGAGUGAGAAGAGCUCUGUUGGCAGUGAGGAGCUGGAGGUGCUGGGGAGCCACGCCACCUUCCUGGCUGGCUGUUUCCAGGAGCAGUGUGGAGCCGUGCUCAGGUUCGCUGCUGCUCCACAGGCACAGGAUCAGGAAGCGCUGGUGACAGUCCGGCUCCUCGAUGUCCUCUGUGAGCUGACCUCCAGCAGUGGGCAGCUGGACCGGCUGCAGGCUCUGCCUGGGCUGCUGGAAGCAGCUGUAGAUACCCUGAGAUUAACUCACCUUGCUGGGAAACAAGCUGUGAAUGUUUUCACUGCCACACAUGCUGUGACAGGGCAGGAAGAAGUUUCACAUCCAGCCGUGGGUUUUAAAUCUCAUCUCAUCCGAUUGAUUGGAAAUUUGUGUUACAAAAAUAAGGAAAACCAAGACAAGGUGUAUGAGUUGGAAGGCAUCCCCUUGAUUCUGGACAACUGCAGCAUUGAUGACAACAAUCCCUUUGUGAACCAGUGGGCAGUUUUUGCCAUCCGGAACCUGACGGAGCAGAACGAGCGGAACCAGGAGCUGAUCGCGGGGCUGGAGGAGCAGGGGCUGGCAGAGGGCUCUGCCCUGGGCAGCAUGGGCUUGGAGAUGGACAAACAGGAGGGCAGGCUAAUCCUCAGGUCUGCCAGGAAAAAGCCCUCCUGAGCCCAGGAGUAUUUCUCUUAUGAAAUAGUUUUCCCUGCUCAGCCAGUCAAGAUCUCCUCCUUUUCAGUCCCGGGCUGCUGGAAGUGUUACACCCAGUGUCAGAAAAGCUGCCAGAUGAUGCUUCUGCCUCGUAAACAGAAGCACACCUCUGUGUUUCCUGAACACUCGGGUAAAUCAGCCUGUGGAACAAAGUCCUUCUUGUCAGUGGGUUGGGAUUCUUGUUUCCUUGGUAGAAGGGUGUCAUAGAUGCAGUAUUGAGUUGUUACAAUUUCCUUUGCUGAACCUGAGGAUAACUGUUGUUAAAAAACUCUCCAAAGAAAGAGCUGCUUUGCAGGCUGCCCUCCAGUAAAAGAUCUGUGCUGAGUCAGGGCUAAACAAUCAAAGUUUUCAGUCAUGGGACUCAAAUAUCUCUGUUUAUCUAAGGAUCGACGGGAUGUUGGAUGUACAUAAAUAUUUAGUGAAUUAAACACAACAUGCCUUCUGUGUAUUUAAA
Molecule: messenger RNA, 2728 nt
Organism: Pseudopipra pipra
Lineage: Eukaryota; Metazoa; Chordata; Aves; Passeriformes; Pipridae
Gene: ATXN10
Product: ataxin 10
Exons: 11
Coding region: 751-2235 (494 amino acids)
Biological process (GO): neuron projection development
Cellular component (GO): cytosol
Source: RefSeq, a predicted model, not a curated record